AUGGCAGAAACCGCUCUAGCUGCAGCCGCCCCGCCAGCCAAAUCGCCCAAGAAGAAAUCUGCUGCCAAACCCAAGAAAACGGAUCCAAGCGUCGGUGAUCUCAUCAUCAAAACUGUGACCGCAUCCAAGGAGAGGAGCGGCGUGUCUCUCGCCACCCUGAAGAAAGCUCUCGCCACCAGUGGAUACGAUGUGGAGAAGAACAACUCCCGCGUCAAGAUCGCCGUUAGGAGUCUGGUGACUAAAGGGACUCUGGUGCAGACCAAAGGGACCGGCGCCUCCGGCUCAUUCAAGCUCAACAAGAAACAAGCCGAGAGCACGAAGAAACGUAUCGGUUACCUAACGUAA
This is a messenger RNA of Xyrauchen texanus (razorback sucker), 345 nucleotides long. RefSeq names its product histone H1-like. NCBI's taxonomy places the organism in Eukaryota, Metazoa, Chordata, Actinopteri, Cypriniformes, Catostomidae. Gene Ontology annotation, biological process: negative regulation of DNA recombination; chromosome condensation; nucleosome assembly. Gene Ontology annotation, molecular function: nucleosomal DNA binding; double-stranded DNA binding; structural constituent of chromatin. Bases 1 to 345 code for a protein of 114 amino acids. Gene Ontology annotation, cellular component: nucleus; nucleosome. The transcript has a single exon. The record is from RefSeq and is a predicted model, not a curated record.